Messenger RNA from Xyrauchen texanus (razorback sucker), 2957 nucleotides. RefSeq names its product protein inscuteable homolog (gene insc). Gene Ontology annotation, biological process: asymmetric cell division; establishment of mitotic spindle orientation; regulation of asymmetric cell division. NCBI's taxonomy places the organism in Eukaryota, Metazoa, Chordata, Actinopteri, Cypriniformes, Catostomidae. Gene Ontology annotation, cellular component: apical cortex. The transcript is spliced from 14 exons. The coding region runs from base 585 to 2231 and encodes 548 amino acids. The record is from RefSeq and is a predicted model, not a curated record. Gene Ontology annotation, molecular function: cytoskeletal adaptor activity; protein binding.
UCCUCCCAAAAUAGCCCAUCUUCUGAGAUUCUACGAAAAACACUUUCAUGUCAAAUUCUUUCCCAUCACAGCAGCAGCUCUGCCGUCUAGCUCUCCUAACUGGUUUCCCCAUCGUCUGCUACCUCUCUCAUUCCUCCCCUAUUCCACAUCUGGAAUCCAGGCCCACAUUUAUUUAUGCGACUUGGGUUGUUUUUCAGGGAGUUUAAAGUUCUCUCCAGUGUACUGUUGGCAGCCAGGCUUCAUCCGAUGAAGUCUACAAUUACAUUUUACCAUAGCCGGUCACUCUGAAAUUACAUGUUUGACCACAGAAUGUCUUGAAAAGCACAGCCUCAUAAGGCAGACAGAAAUAGACUGGUUUCGUGUCAACUUGGACUUUAGCCCAGCUGAAACUAUGCUGCUUGACUGAUGAGGAGAUUCACUGGGCUCAUUUCAGACUGCAGCUGCAUCUACUGAGUUCCAGAUCUCCAGUUAGCAUCACGGUGUGAAGAUAUCAGCUAUCAAUAUGUGGCUCUUCACUUGAUAGGACGUGCAAACUUUUGGAAACUACUGUGGUGUUAUGUUAAAGUGGAGAGGACACAGUCAGAAUGGCGAGCCCUCAAAGUUCAAGACAGAGCAGCUACUCCUCCAUCUCUGGAAAAAUCAAGAUGCACUCCAUACAUGUGGACUCGGUCCAGCGCUGGAUGGAAGACUUGCGUCACAUGACGGAGGUAGAGUGCAUGUGUGUUCUACAGUCCAAACCCAUAGGCAUGGAUGAAGAUGCUCCAAGUGAGCUGAUUGUAUCCAGAGUGGGUGCUGUCGGCGAGCACGUCACUCGUGAUAACCUGCAGACGCUGCUGAAGCGGGCGCUGGUGGUCAGUACAGAGAUGGGGAAGAUGUUCCAGCGUUUGGAGAAGGGUCGCUGGCAGAGGGUCAACAGCACUGCCGUCAGAGUCAACUGCCAUGUGCGCUCGCUGAUCCAAGAGUACAGCACAGCCAGAAACGCCCCAGCCGAAAUGCAGAAGUAUGAGAUGUCUUUGCUGGAGAAAUGCAUGGAGCUCAACGUCAUUACUGAGAGAUGUCUUCACACGGAGGAUGAAUACUUCCUCAAAUCCAUGAAGGAGGCCAUUCAUGAGAUCCUCACUGAUGUCAGCGACUCCUUCAGCCAUAUGAUUGACAUGGCAUUGGCUAAUGAGAUACAGAUCUUAAUCAGACAGAUUGAAGAGUCUGAUAAUGUUUUUGCCAUCAGCACAGCCAUAAGUAAUCUGCAGUCUUUAACUCAAGAUGGACCGCAGCUCUGCAGCAUCAUCGCUAAAGAGGGCGCUGUUGUGGCCCUGCUGAAGAUCUGCAGGCAGGACUGCUUCAGUACUUUAUACGCUCGCGCGUUGAGAACCGUGGCUUCAAUCUGCUGUGUGGAAGAGGGCAUUAACCAGCUGGAGAAGGUGGAUGGAAUCCUGUGUUUGGCAGACAUCUUAACUGACGGCACUUGUACGGAAGCGACACGAGCAGAGGCUGCAGCAGUAAUGGCUCAGAUCACGUCUCCACAUCACACUUCCACACAAUAUCUCGCCAGCUUCCUGGAGAGCAUGCAGGACAUUGUCACGGCCCUCAUCAAUCUGUGUGAGAGUGCCUCCUGUGGUGAAGUGUUUCUGUUGGCUUCAGCAGCACUGGCAAACAUCACAUUCUUUGACAGCAUGGCGUGUGAAAUACUCCUGCAGAUGAAUGCCAUUCACAUCCUGCUGCAUGCCUGCAGAGACCGUCAACGAGUCGACACGCCAUACUCCAAAGACCAGGAAGGAGGACAGGAAACAGGUGUUCAGCGCAAGGUUGUGACAAUUCUUGCUAAUCUGUCUGUUUUGGAGCAGUGCAGUACAGAAGUGCUUCAGGAGAAAGGAAUCGAGCAGCUGCUUCUGUUGCUGAAUGAGAAGCCUUCAUCCUUCAGUCCCUCAGAAAGUUCAGCAUGUGAGCGAGUCCAGCAGAAAGCUGUCGUCACACUGGCCCGUCUCAGCAGAGAUCCGCUGGUUGCUCAAACUGCCAUACAACUCAUGGCUGUUCCUCGUCUCAUUGAGUUGUGUCGGUCUCCAGCAGAAAGGAACAACAGUGACUCUGUGCUUGUGGCCUGUCUGGCUGCUCUGAGGAGACUUGCGGUUGAAUGUCCAGACAGUAUUGCGCCCACUGACCAUCAACAGCUGAUCAAACCCAGAUUAGUGGACUCCUUCCUGCUGUGCUCCAACAUGGAGGAAAGCUUUGUCUGACAGACUCUGGCUUAUAUACACCAUUGGCAUUGAUUAAGAUGGGAAAUAAAGAAUUUGUGCAAUUAUUUUAGCAUAUUUAUAUAUUACUAAAAGAAAAUGCCAUGUUGUAUGUUUUUGUAUAAAACUUAGUCACAUGUUAGAAAUAUAAUGCACUUCAAGGUUUAACAGACAUUUUAAUACAGUAGAUCAUUGUGGACUAUUUUUUUAUUUAUUUUUUUCAAAUUAGUUUAUAAUAAAACAAAUAUUUGAUACUUUACGGCAUGUCCUGAAUAAAAACCUCAGUAGAUAUUAUUGUAACUGAAUCUUUGCUCUUUAUCUGGAUGGGAAAAACUGUUUGUGGGGUUAAAAAUCUGCAAUAACCAUGGGGCAUCGGUACGCUACAGUGUUCAAUUUGUUUUUGACUAAUUCACACUGAUCUUCUACUAAACCUGACAAAUGUUAUAAACUCAAUUAAUACCUCAAGUGUGUUAUGAAAAUAUACACUAUGGUUAAUGCUAUGUGUACACCUGAACACCAAGCAUGUAUGUGCUUGUUGAUCAUUUUAUUUACCUGUAUUUCCCAGAAGUAAAGUCACGCCUGAAUAUAACAGGGUAUCUGCAGCUUUGAAAAAAUAAAUGUAUGUCUUUUUAAGACUGUUGAAGGCCAAAUAAAAUUACAUUUAAGACCACUCUGACAUGAAAAUAAUGGCUCUAUAUAAAAUUUUUCUAUAUAAAAAAAAUAAAUGAG